This is a messenger RNA of Coprinopsis cinerea okayama7#130, 4702 nucleotides long. RefSeq lists its product as hypothetical. The coding region runs from base 52 to 4482 and encodes 1476 amino acids. The record is from RefSeq and is a predicted model, not a curated record. Lineage: Eukaryota; Fungi; Basidiomycota; Agaricomycetes; Agaricales; Psathyrellaceae. Gene Ontology annotation, molecular function: GTP binding. The transcript has 9 exons.
CUCUCUGAUCGCCUCUUUUUAUUCUCUUUAUUGCGUUUUAUUGACCCGCUGAUGACAAGCAGAAAGUCUCCUUUGCGGGACAGGCUGCUCUCAAAUUCGCCUGACCCGAUUAAAUCCUCGAUCCUCCGCGAAUCUGGAAUGGGGUGGAACACACCAAAUGUACAAGCAACAGGCUCCAUAUCCUCAACAAGCUCUUCCUCGUCGUCGUCCAUAACGUCCCCGCUCAGAAUCUCAAAGCGGGACUCUCCAGCUCGUCCACGAGGCCCAGGCGUUGCCCGUCGCUCGUCGUCCAGCUACAAACAUAUGCAUAACAACAAUCUCGUAUCCAAAUCCCCCUUCAAGUCUCAAAUUCCUACUCCAUCGACUCCAAGCUCCCGCCCCGCCCCAAUUGCGAUAACUUUCCCCACGUCAACGCCGACACGUCGUGUAUCGUCCGAGAAACGACCCCGCCCCGCCUCGUUACACGAGCAGGGAGAGACGGAGAAUGAGCGUCCAUUCUCUCUCAAACGGGACAGGAAGCAAAGCAAGGGCCUGGAAAAGCUCUUGGAGAAGGAGCCAGUCUCUAAGAGCCCCUUCAAAUUGGGUUUGAAGCGCUCACCGUCCGACAGGAACAAGUCGUCACCAAUCAGAGUUCGCCCGCACUCCUAUAUCCCUACCUCGGCAACCCCCUCACGAAUCCCUACUCCCGCAAGAUCCGGCUCCGCAGGUCCUUCGCCAGGAAGGUCUGUACUCGUAUCCCGCCGGAUGCAUGGCCCACGGCGCAGCGGGAGUUUCAAGCGCGAACGACGUAAAACAGUGACUUUUGACGAGCGGUGCGAUGUGGUAGAAUUUGACCGUGAUGAGACGGACGAAGAAGGGUACGAGAGCUACACGGACGACGAGGAGGGGUCAUUCGAGGAGCGCAACGAGGAGGCCCACGACAUCAAAUUACCCAACCUCGCCAUGGACGAGGACUCUAACCAGGACAACGCCGGUCGGGAUGGAGCCUAUGACAGCAACUCCAUCUCAGAGGAAGAGAAGAAAGUCGAUUCCCUCCUCAAUGGGGAUCCCGACGCCAGUAUAACAGGCAUCGUCGACGAAAUGUUUUUCUCACCCAACGGCCUCGUGCCCGGUGAUACUAGUGUUACCUCAUUCACAAACACGCCACCCCGACAUUCCGGUUUGCCCGCUGACUUGGAAACGGAAGAUGGUGUGCCUCUGGGAAGGAGUCACCAUGUCGAGCGGUUCUUGCAGCACCAACAACAUCACUCUCCGCGCUCCCAACCUCCUCAUUUCUCUCCUCGCGGCUCCCCUCAACAUGGCUCCCCACGAACUUCAGGCCUCUACCCCUUCAACCUCAACCUUCCUACUCAUGCAUCGCCUCACGGACCUCCAGUUACCCCGCCAAGGCGAGCCCCUGGCAUGAUGCACAGUACCCCUCCGCUUGGUCGAUCCACUCAUGCCGAGCGAAUCCAACAAAUCCGCGAGGAUGAGCGUGAAGCGGAGGCUGAAGGGGAUGUGAACAUGAUGCCACCCAGCCCGUCUCCUGGUAUGAAGCCAACACGCCAAGCAAGCGUGGAAGACGCCUUGGUUCCACGGUUCGAUAUUGGCCAAGGCACUCGCGAUGCCAGCGUCGACAUCGGCGCAGACCCUUUUGAGCGUUCUAGACUCCAAGACGAAUCAGCACCCGCAGAGAUUUCCACGACCUCGACUCAGGAAAACAAGUCUGCGAAUGUCUCCGUCGGAAGCGCGGAUGUUGACCUCUCACACUUGCUACGGGCUAGGACAGAGUCGCCAAUUGCCAAGGAAACGCUGGGUGUGGAUGGCGAUCGGAAUGAAGAGUUUGAACGCUCAAUGGAUAGAAGCAGCUCCUUCCCAGAUGCUUCAUAUGGUUCGCCCAAUAGCUCCUUCCAAGGUCGCGCAGGCUCGCGGGCAGGCUCGCCUUUCACGCGCGCCGUCUCAGCCUCACCCCUGGUGCGCGGUGGGUCACCGCUGACUCGUGUAUCAUCGCCUCAUCUGGGUGCAAGGCAAAGUCCUACUGGCCUCCGGCCACGCAUUAGCAAGGAAGAUGUCCAAAGGCGUCUUCUGGGACGUCGCAGCUUCCCUUCUCCAUCCAACUCUCCGGAGCCAACCAGAAGUCGACAAUCACCUGCACCAGAGCCCGCUCCCCAAUCUCAACCCCUUCUCCAACCCGCCCAGGACGAUAACCGGGACCGAUUGUCUAUUAUGACCGGCAUGACAGACAUUAGCACCGAAACCGCCAUCGUCACUCAGGCGGAGAGGGUCAAGGUGUCUGUCGGUUCAGGUUCGCUGACCCCCAUCGACUCUGGUCCCGAGACAGAAUUUGGCGCUCGCCCUUCUAGCGAGCGUCUUGGAUUCGACUUUGGCAGCAAGUUUGGUCUCGGAGGUUUGGGUAUCUCGACAGAAACCAGUGUGGUGGAUGUUACGGUUGACGAAGUCUCUCCAACCGCUUCGGAACCGCAGUCAGCCACUCGCCCAGGUUUCACGGAGCGAACUGGAAUGCGGAUGGGUGACAAGGACGUCGAUAUGGACAUGAAGAGUGCCUUGGACCGGUUGAUGGAAGACGUUGCUGGUGGCCCUGUUGACGAUUCUCUCAUGACGGACGAUUCCUUCAUCUCCCAGGACUCCCAGGCUUCCACGAUCUCUGUUCUUCAGGAACCUACCUCCCGCCCCAAGGUGCUUGAGAGAGCGGCAACCGAUACCGCCCUUUUACAUACCUCUUCUUCCAUCGAGGAUUAUGGCAGCCGGACCGUCAGUGGCUCGUCCACCUCCACUCUACCACCACCUGUCCCGCCCAAGGACAGUAUCAAGAAUCGCGAACAGCUGAUUUUAGAGAAGCGACGCGAGGCUAGGAGGAUGAUGGAGGACUCUGAGGAUGAGGAGAACGAUGACUCGUUUGAAGCUGCACCCAGGAGGCCUGCCCAAAGGCACUUGGGAGUCGGACGUCCGAGCCGUAGGCGAAGCAUGAGCACCGGCGAUGCCGAAGACCUCGGUACUAAACGUCGGGGCGAAGUGUUGUUGGACAUUGCCGAGUUGGGGUCUGACAGUCUCCUUGGCCACAUUGAGAAGGAGCUUAACAAGGCGAAGGAGGAGCCUAAGAAGACGGCACGUCCACAUCCCCUGUCCCCUCGCUAUCAAAUUCGCGAGCACCGACAAACGAUCUAUGCCUCCUCGUCCCAUGAGAAGGUUUCUCACAACUCGGCUGCUGGAGAUGUCGAUGCCGGACGCGCUUGGAGAACUGUUAGGCGACCUUCUGAUAUGAACGAAUAUGCCAAACAAAUCAGAGAGUAUCGAGCUCAAGACAAGGGCAAGGCGUACGGCAAAGUUUUCGUCAAGGUUCUCGCCAUCAAGGGUGUUCAUCUCCCUUUGCCUCGCGAACGCACUGCCAUUACUUGCACCUUGAACAAUGGUAUUCACUUUGUGACUACUCCCGAAUGUCAACUCGGAGAGACGUCCGCGAUCGAGCAAGAAUUCGAGCUCAUCGAACACAGCAAGCUAGAGUUUACCUUGACUAUUAAGGUUCGCCGUGAUCCCCAUAUCGCCGCCCAAUUCCAGGCAUUGGCAGCACCCCCUGCUGCACCAAUAGCUCCGGUUCCCAUUCCCCCUCCCAUGGUACAAACCGCCUCGAAGAGUAGCGGCAUGUUCAGCCUCUUCUCAUCGUCACCCAGGAAGAAAGACAAGCACCUCUCUCGCCCUCCCCCUGCUGUGGCGCCGCCCCCUCCUCAGCCUUCCGUUCCUCAUAGACUACCGGAAAACUUGGCGAGAUACCUCAAACCCGAUGGGACGAUGGCCCGUGCCUUUGUUUGCUUCAAGGACAUUGUGCAUCGCUGCGACACCCGCUUGUUCGAGACCAGUUAUCCGUUGAUUGGCCAGCGAGCUGAGCUGGGCGGCAAGUUCUCUACCCAACAGGUCGGAGAGAUUGUCCUCCAAAUGUUCAGGCUGCCACCGCUCCCAGGCAUUCCUCAGGAUCAGCUUCCUCAGAGCCUUGAGGAGUGCCACCGGGGUCUCCGACAUAUCAAUUGGCACAAGAUGACCUACUUCCAGGGAACACUUACACAGAAUGGUGGUGAUUGCAGUACGUGGCGUCGGCGACAGUUCCGUGUCAUUGGAGGCAGCCUCGUUGCCUUCAACGAUGUCACCAAGAAGGCUACUGCUACCAUCGACCUCAAGAAGGCGAUUGCACUCGAAGACGAUGCAGAGUGUAAAGAUCAUAGUCGGUACGAAACUGCUCUGUAUGGCGUUGAAAGAUCUUUCCGCUUGAUCUUCCCCGACAAUGAGGAGAUCAUGUUCUUCGCCGAUACGGACGAGGAGAAGAGUAGAUGGCUUGAUGUCCUCAGGGCGCUGGUUGGACACAUCCCACCUCAUCCUCUCUGGGCCGAGCUUCUCUGGCAACGCCAAGAAGAACUCACUAAACGUGCACAGGCCGCACGACAAGUAGCGAAACCUUACGACCCUUCCACGAACGCACAGCAAUCGAGAUAACGAACGAUCACGUCUUCAAAAUGCCCGCAACGUUCCUCCUAUCCCCCAUUUCCUCUAUCCUUACUCAUGGUCUUAUGAACUUUCACCUCAAGUCUACACCUCUGAUCAAUCUUCUUUAUCCAGUUGUUUCACAAAUUGCUGUGUACGUUAUCGCGAGUCAUUCUUGGGUAAUUGACUAUCGUCGUGUUCUCCCUUUUUCAACUCUUCGUUCUUUCGCUCU